This is a messenger RNA of Cyclopterus lumpus (lumpfish), 594 nucleotides long. Its product is annotated as putative protein TPRXL. The coding region runs from base 1 to 594 and encodes 197 amino acids. Lineage: Eukaryota; Metazoa; Chordata; Actinopteri; Perciformes; Cyclopteridae. The record is from RefSeq and is a predicted model, not a curated record. The transcript has a single exon.
AUGAUUUUCCCUUCGAUCCCUGAAAACCUCCCUCCCCCCCUCUCCUCCCCCUCUUCUGUGUCCCCGCUCUACCUGAAGGCCUUGGGGACCAACAGCACCAGUGGCAGUAUUGAUCCAUACCUCUCUGGUAUCAAAACGGGACUUUUCUCAGGCCGAGCGCCCUCUCCUGCGGCAGCGUUUGCCCCUGGCCUGAGGAAGUACCCCCAGGAGGGAGCGAAGACCUCCCUGACGGCCUCCUCCAGCCAAGCGAAGGCCCUGCUGGUGAGCCUGUCCGCCUCCGGUUUGAGCGCUGAGGCCCUGCUCCUCUCCUCCACCCUCCGCCAUCGCCGCCUUCUACGUGAGCAGCGAGCCUCCUCCUUGCCCCUGCCCAGCAGCCGCUCUACCCCCACUACUCCCACCGCUUCCUCCCCCUCCCCACCCUCGUCCUCUUCACCCACCACCCCGACUCCUGCCCUGUCUCCCUCCUCCCCCGCCCCUUGGGGUUCCCUCGCCCUCUCCCCUGCGGCUCCCAAACCCAGCGGUUGUAGCUCCAGCCUCAACAGCUGCAAGGAGGGUGGCAGCGUGCAUGUAAAUACGGACCUCAACUCUCGGUAA